Molecule: messenger RNA, 975 nt
Organism: Raphanus sativus (radish)
Lineage: Eukaryota; Viridiplantae; Streptophyta; Magnoliopsida; Brassicales; Brassicaceae
Exons: 1
Coding region: 1-975 (324 amino acids)
Source: RefSeq, a predicted model, not a curated record
AUGACCACUUUCUGCAUUGGUAACGAGAAUUUUUGGGUCCUUCAACCGAACUCUGGAGGUAGUUGGAUUUGGAAGGCUCUAUGCAAGCUACGGGAUAUAGCGAGACCCUUUCUGCAUUGUCAAAUUGGAUCCGGAAUUACAGCAAGUUUUUGGUUUGAUAAUUGGACAUCAGUGGGUCCUCUUAUCGAUCACGUCGGCCCUAGAGGCCCGAUAAGCACGGGCAUCGACAUCAAUGCAGUGGUGGCAGAUGCAUUGACGGAGAAUGGCUGGUGCUUUGAGCAUAGUAGGAGCAGAAACCAGGUCAUUACCUUACUCAAAAAAUCUGUCCCCGACUCUGGACCGAUCAUGAGUUCGGAAGUGGAUGAUACUUAUGUCUUGUACUCGAAUGGUCAAAAUGGGGCAGGUAACUUCUCUACAAGUGAGACUUGGAGGGCUCUAUUCCCUUCUACAGAAGUGGUUUUUUGGCAUCAGGUGGUGUGGUUCUCUGGUCGGAUUCCCAAGCAUGCUUUUCUUUCUUGGAUAGCAGCAAGGGAUAGAAUGGUUACCAGAGAUAGACUCUUAAGAUGGGGUUUGCAAGUCCCUCCAAACUGUGUGCUGUGUGUGACUCAUAGUGAAACUAGACAGCACCUUUUCUUUGACUGCCCAUUUAGUCAUCAAGUAUGGUCCUUCUUCACAGCUAAGCUUAAUCUGUCACCUCCCCACCUGUUUGAGGAUGGGCUUAGAUGGUUGAAACAUCCAUCUCGUGAUGAUAAUGUGAAGUUGAUUGUGAAGCUGCUUCAUCAGGCCUGCCUAUAUUUCAUCUGGAAAGAGAGAAAUGAUAAGAUUCAUUCCAAUGGGCAGAAACGCCCUGCUGUGAUUAUUAAUGAGAUUAAGCAGAUGCUAAGGCUCAGACUCGACCCUUUGGCGAGGGCGCAACGACUACACCAGGGCGAGGAAUCAGUCCUUGCGACGUGGCUCAGGUUUUUUGCAGGAUAG